GCUGCCGAGGAUCCGGCCACGCCCGAGGCGAGCGGCGUCGCAGGGCGCGGGUGUGUGGCGCGAGCGGCGGCCGACGACCGGCAGUUCUGCGGCCCGAGCAGACGCCAUCAGCUUUAAGGAAAAGUGGAAAUCACUUCUGCUUAUACUGAAUACCAAAAAUCAGUGACUUCUUGCCCUCCCAAUCAUGGCAUUGCCCUUUCGGAAAGACUUAGAAAAGUACAAGGACCUGGAUGAAGAUGAGCUCCUUGGGAACCUGUCAGAAACAGAGCUGAAACAGCUGGAGACUGUUCUGGAUGAUCUUGACCCUGAAAAUGCCCUUCUGCCUGCCGGAUUCCGGCAGAAGAACCAGACAUCAAAGUCUGCCACAGGGCCCUAUGAUAGAGAACACCUCCUUUCUUACCUGGAGAAGGAAGCAUUGGAGCACAAGGACCGGGAAGACUAUGUGCCCUACACUGGGGAGAAAAAAGGGAAAAUAUUUAUUCCCAAACAAAAACCUGUGCAGACUUUUACAGAAGAAACUAUAUCCCUUGAUCCAGAACUAGAAGAAGCUUUAACAAGUGCUUCUGACACAGAACUGUGUGACCUUGCAGCUAUUCUUGGGAUGCACAACUUGGUAACAAAUGCACAACUGUGUAAUGUGAUGGGAAGUAAUAAUGGUGUUGACCAACGACAUUUUUCAAAUGUGGUAAAAGGGGAAAAGAUUGUUCCAGUAUUUGAUGAACCACCAAAUCCAACCAAUGUUGAAGAGAGUUUAAAGAGAAUUAAAGAAAACGAUGCUCGUCUUGUUGAAGUUAAUUUGAAUAAUAUAAAGAAUAUCCCAAUUCCAACCCUAAAAGAUUUUGCAAAGGCUAUGGAAGCCAAUACACAUGUGAAGUAUUUCAGCCUUGCAGCUACCCGAAGCAAUGACCCCAUUGCUAUUGCUUUUGCAGAUAUGCUGAAAGUGAACAAAACACUGAAGAGCUUAAAUAUGGAGUCCAACUUCAUCACAGGAGCUGGAGUCUUAGCACUCGUUGAUGCCUUAAGAGAUAAUGAGACACUGGCUGAGCUCAAGAUUGACAACCAGAGGCAGCAAUUGGGAACCGCUGUUGAAUUAGAGAUGGCCAAAAUGCUUGAGGAAAAUACAAACAUCCUUAAGUUUGGAUAUCAGUUUACACAACAGGGACCCCGAACCAGGGCAGCCAAUGCUAUAACAAAAAACAAUGACUUAGUGCGCAAGAAACGAGUUGAAGGAGACCACCAGUAAAUAUUCCAAGGUUUGAUCAUUGGAAGACUUCAGAAGAUCAACAAGGACUCAUUUUGGUGACAUCAGAUGUAAAUUUUUCCUAGGUAGAAGGGAAAAGACUGGAAAUCUUUUUUAACUGUCUGCAUUAUUUUCCUAGUUUAAGUUUUCAUUUUCAAAUUGUAAAAUCGGUAGUAAGUAAUAUUUUAUAUUUUGAAGCAUUUCUACUUUCUACUGAAAUGUUUUAUUCUAGCUUAAUUGAAUGGUUUUUAGAGUCAUAGGGGAAAAAAUACAAUUGUAAAAAUGUUUCAGGCCGGGUGUGGUAGCACACACCUUUAAUCCCAACACUUGGGAGGCUGAGGUAGGAGGAUCACCAUGAGUUCAAGACCAACCUGAGACUACAGAGUGAAUUCCAGGUCAGCUUGGGCUAGAUCAAGAUACUAUUCAAAAAGCAAGACAAAAUAAAAAAUAUUUCAGAAGUUAUAUACGUACAACAACUUGAACAUCUUGAAGACCAAACUUUUUAAAAACCAAAAUGGAAUAUUGCUGAUUCAGAAUGACUGUUGCUCCUUGUUACAUAUAUGGCACUUAGAGGCUUUCUUUAUUCUAUAACCUGGAGUGCCCCCUCCCUUUAAAAAUACAUGAAUUUGGCAAGAGUUUGUUUUUUCCUUAUUAAGGAAAUAAAAAGCCAGAAUUUUAACAGAUGGUUCAAAAUCUGGCAAUGCAUUUGGAAGCCACGGCAGACCUCGGAGAGGAAGCAGCCAUAUGUGCAGUAAAGCUGCUGUACUUGACUGAGUGCCUCAGCGACACUUGUGUGUUCUGACGAGUCAUCAGUUCUGCCAGGUCAUGUACCUUAUUUUCAAAGUAUAGUUUGAGCUAAGAUUAUUACAAUAUUUCAAUUUAAUGUGGGCAUUACAUUUUUUUUAAAGCUAAUGGUAAAAACCAUGUAAAGCCAGGUGUACUGGUUCACUCUUGUAAUCCUUGCACUUAGGAAGCUGGGGAAGGGGAAUCACCAUGAUUUCAAAUUCAGCCUGAGCUAAAUAUGCAUUCCAGGCCAGCCUGGCCUAUAGACUGAGGCCCUUUCUCUAAACAAAAAACAAACAAGCCAAAAAAGAAAAAAAAGUAUAUGG
Molecule: messenger RNA, 2349 nt
Organism: Jaculus jaculus (lesser Egyptian jerboa)
Lineage: Eukaryota; Metazoa; Chordata; Mammalia; Rodentia; Dipodidae
Gene: Tmod3
Product: tropomodulin 3
Exons: 10
Coding region: 185-1243 (352 amino acids)
Biological process (GO): myofibril assembly; muscle contraction; pointed-end actin filament capping
Cellular component (GO): myofibril; striated muscle thin filament
Molecular function (GO): tropomyosin binding
Source: RefSeq, a predicted model, not a curated record